Molecule: messenger RNA, 1776 nt
Organism: Pyrus x bretschneideri (Chinese white pear)
Lineage: Eukaryota; Viridiplantae; Streptophyta; Magnoliopsida; Rosales; Rosaceae
Product: glycine oxidase
Exons: 9
Coding region: 47-1531 (494 amino acids)
Cellular component (GO): cytoplasm
Molecular function (GO): oxidoreductase activity
Source: RefSeq, a predicted model, not a curated record
UCCCCUCGGAUUAACUGAACUCAGAAGAAAAGUCAACAAAGCUUCGAUGGCUGCAGCUUCGACUCUUCUCGCGCAACCAAAGGCCCACACAAACGAUGCAGUCUCGUCUUUCCGAAGUCACUUCAAGUCAUCCAGCUUCGCCUCCCAGUCAACGUCCUUUGGCUCCUCCAAAUUCGCAUCCAAAUCGCUCUCCUUGCGCACCGCCGCAACCCGAUCCGGCCGACCCGAACCCGCCACCUUGUCCCAUUCGGAAUCCCAGUCUGAUCAAACAUUCGAUGUUUUAGUAAUCGGAGCUGGAAUAAUCGGGUUGACCAUUGCCCGGCAGUUCCUAAUCGGGUCGGACCUGUCGGUCGCCGUAAUUGACAAGUCUGUCCCUUGCUCUGGCGCCACCGGUGCCGGCCAAGGGUAUAUAUGGAUGGGACACAAAACUCCCGGCAGCGACCUUUGGGACUUGGGGCUCAGAAGCCAGAAGCUUUGGGAGGAAUUGGCUGAGAGUUUGAUUGAGCAAGGUUUGGACCCUCUGCAACUAUUGGGUUGGAAGAAAACAGGAAGCUUGCUAGUUGGUAGAACUCCUGAGGACUUAGACGUGUUGAAAAGGAGGGUUAAGCAGGUAUGUGAAGCCGGGUUAAGAGCGGAGUACUUGUCUUCCAGUGACUUGCAUGUAAAGGAACCUGAACUCUUGGUUGAUAAAGACACUGGAGCUGCCUUUCUACCUGAUGAUUGCCAGUUGGAUGCACGCUGUGGCGUUGAAUAUCUUGAACAGGGUAACAGGAAUUAUGCAUCGAAGGGUAGAUAUGCUGAGUUUUAUAAUCAUCCGGUGAUUAGUUUAUUAAGAUCUGGUGGCAAGGGGGAGGUUGUGGCUAUUAAGACUUCUAAGAAUACGUUGUACUGUAAGAAGGCUAUCGUAGUCGCAGCCGGUUGUUGGAGUGGGUCUUUGAUGCGUGACCUGCUGAAAGAAUCAGAAAUUGUGGUGGAUGUCCCCGUGAAACCACGAAAGGGUCACCUUUUAGUGCUUGAGAAUUUUAAUUCCUUUCAUCUCAAUCAUGGGCUGAUGGAGGUGGGAUACGUUGAUCAUCAAACUGCAAAUCCGCUUCCAAGCAUAUCGACCUCUGAAUUGCUUAAUCAAGAUGAGCAAACCUUGUCUGUGUCAAUGACAGCCACUAUGGAUGCAAUGGGGAACAUUAUUCUUGGAAGCAGCCGCCAAUUUGCUGGGUUCUGCACCGAGUUGGAAGAAUCCAUUAUUAGCCGUAUAUGGGAGCGAGCUGGGGAGUUCUUUCCCAAAUUAAAAGAAAAGCCCCUUUCAGAUAUCAGUAAGAGUACAGAAGUGCGAGUAGGAUUACGACCUUACAUGCCUGAUGGGAAGCCAGUGAUUGGGCCUGUGCCAGGUUUGGCAAACGUGUUCCUUGCAACCGGGCAUGAAGGGGGAGGGCUUUCCUUGGCUCUAGGGACUGCCGAAAUGCUCACGGAUAUGGUGCUAGGAAAUUCUGAGAAGGUUAACUCUGCACCGUUCACUGUUCAUGGUCGAUGUUGAUGAUAAAACCACCGGUGUAUUCAACAUUAAGACAGUAAUUUUCAUGAUCAUUUCAUGGGCUAUAUGAAUCAUAAAUUCAUAACGUAGCUUGGGCAAUCUGGAUACCUUUCUGCUCAUCUUUAUGCAUUUCAUACCUUAUCUUUCAUCUUGUACGAUUGUUUUGUGCUAUUUAGCCAGGUGUUCUAUAGAAAAGUGUUCUGUACAUAUUUCCACGUUUUCUUAUAAAUUAAAAUACAUUAUGCUGC